AUGACUUUAUUCAAAAAACAUUAUGCUGCCAAUAGAAAAGAGGAGGUGACCGCUGCAGAACUUGUCAACCUUAAACAAGAUAAGGACGAACCCCUCAAAUCUUUCAUGCAGAGAUACCACGAAGCUACCAGGCGAGUGAAGGGCGUCAACCAGGAGUUCAAUAUCAGCAAUCUGCCCAAUUGCCUGAAACCAGGAUAUGUCUCGGAACAUCUGUAUGCCAAAUUACCUAAUUCGAUGGAGGAACUCCAAGAGAGAAUGACCAAGUUCAUUCGAAUGGAAGAUCAGAGAAAUUCCCGAAAGAAACACCAGACGGAGAUCCCCACUAAUGGGAACAAGAAAGAAACAAGACAAGUCCGUGAAGGAGACCGAAGGCCUCCUAGAAGAGAUCUACCCAUACCCUUGGGCCCUCGGUAUGAUCACUACGCAUGCUUAAAUGCACCACUAGCAAAAGUGUUUAAAGAGGCUUUAAGCGUCGAACUCAUCAACAUAAAAAAGCGGCCCACACCCCGGGCUGCUGACGAAACCAAGGUCUGCCUAUUUCAUGACAACCAAGGACAUGCUACUAAGGACUGCACCACCCUCAGGGAUGAACUAGAAAAGCUCAUUCGAACGGGAUAUCUCCGACAAUUCAUGAAAGAGGAACCAGAACCGCAUAAACGGUCUCCGAGAAAGGAAAUUGUACAAAAAGGUCCUAAACGGGUGCACGACACCGACGUCCACCCAAGAGACCGUUCCCGAAGUCGUCCUAGGGAGAGAGAUCGUUCCUGA
Messenger RNA from Vigna radiata var. radiata (mung bean), 768 nucleotides. RefSeq lists its product as uncharacterized. The coding region runs from base 1 to 768 and encodes 255 amino acids. Lineage: Eukaryota; Viridiplantae; Streptophyta; Magnoliopsida; Fabales; Fabaceae. The transcript has a single exon. The record is from RefSeq and is a predicted model, not a curated record.